Messenger RNA from Saccharomyces paradoxus, 687 nucleotides. RefSeq names its product PP1-complex regulatory subunit GLC8 (gene GLC8). The record is from RefSeq and is a predicted model, not a curated record. The transcript has a single exon. The coding region runs from base 1 to 687 and encodes 228 amino acids. Gene Ontology annotation, molecular function: protein phosphatase inhibitor activity. Lineage: Eukaryota; Fungi; Ascomycota; Saccharomycetes; Saccharomycetales; Saccharomycetaceae. Gene Ontology annotation, biological process: regulation of signal transduction.
AUGGGUGGCAUACUUAAGAACCCACUGGCCCUAUCACCGGAGCAGCUAGCGCAGCAGGAUCCAGAAACGCUUGAGGAAUUUAGGAGACAGGUUUAUGAAAAUACGCAGAAAAAUGCGAAAUUGACAUCGCAUAAAAGAAACAUACCGGGACUAGGUCAUGCAGAAGAAGAAGAGGCGGAAAUAAUCGGGACGUCGAAGACCUUCCUUCCAAAGGACACACUGUCGCUGAAACACGAGCAGGACAUGUUGGCCAAGAUGACACCGGAGGAGCGAGUUCAAUGGAAUCAAAGGAAUUUAGCAGAAAAUGAAGUAACGAAAAAGCAGUUCCAAGAUAUCCAUAUAGACGAGCCUAAGACCCCCUACCAGGGCGCUGUAGACCCUCACGGCGAAUACUACAGAGUAGAUGAUGACGAAGAUGAGGAUAGUAGUGAUAAAAAACCUAGUCAGGUGGCAAACGACGAUAUCGACGAUUUGUCCCUGGGGGAACCGGAAUUUGAAAUUAAAGAGAACAAACAGCCGGAUAUUGAGACGAAUGACGAGAAUGAUGAAGACUCACCCGAGGCUAGGCAUAAAAGAUUUGAAGAAAUGAGGAAAAAGCACUACGACGUAAGGGCUAUUUUCAAUAAAAAGUCUCGUGAAGCGGCGGAGGAUGAUGACGAGAAUGAUAAUACGACAAAAGAACAAUAA